Fusarium sp. VM40 is the source of this 1575-nucleotide messenger RNA. The record is from the annotation of a GenBank genome assembly. Lineage: Eukaryota; Fungi; Ascomycota; Sordariomycetes; Hypocreales; Nectriaceae.
AUGGCUCCAAUGUUGGAGGACUCAUCCAGUCCAUCGAGUGGUCUUCUCAUUCAUAACAGCCUCAAUCAUAAAUACACCGCAUCGUCAGUGUCUUCAGCAACAGAGCACUCCGUUGAGAGCGUCGCUUCAUGGCCAGAAAGUUCACCUGAGACAAAAGAUCAAGCCACUUCAGAGAGAAAGCUCAGUCUUGACCAACUAUUGGCAGAGCUAUACGAAGAAAACAUCGUCGCCAAACCCUAUCGAACGGCAGUAAAAGGUUUACAAGAGGGUGGUCCAGCACGCAAUGGAUUUCCGGAAAUUGUCCCUCAACAAGGUCCCAAUCAAGGGAGAUGGGAAUAUCGUGAACCGGAUUUCUGGACGUGCGGAUUCUUUCCAGGAACACUAUACGCUCUACUUGAAAGGUCAAUCAGAUACCCUGGGUCCUGGAAAGGAGAUGGUUCCGCACUUGAGUCUUCCGUGGAUGUCAGAAACCACCUACUGCCACUAUGCAAGUCUUGGUCAGAGCCAUUGCAUGACAUGUCUAGCAGAACUGAUACUCACGACAUUGGCUUCAUCAUCAUGACAGCUCUUCGACGAGAAUGGGAGCUUUUCGGGAAUGGACAAAGUCUUAGUUCCAUCGUGAAAGCGGCCCAUAGCUUGGCUUCUCGCUAUGUCUCAUCUGCAGGGGCGAUUCGCAGCUGGGACUGUCUACUGAAGAAGGACAUAACCGUCACAGACAUGGAUAAUAACCUUCUUGUCAUUAUCGACAGCAUGUGUAAUCUUGAUCUACUAUUUUAUGCCGCUGCCCAAACUAGAGAGCAGAAGUUGGCUAAUAUCGCCACCACCCACGCGACAACCCUACUCAAGACACAUCUUCGACCAGAAAGUGUGAAUUCUUUGGUAGAGGAUGGAUAUAAAGGCCAACUUUACUCAACUUGCCAUGUUGCCAACAUCUCUCCGCAAACAGGAGACCUGAAAUGGCAAUGGACAGCUCAGGGCUAUGCUAAUGGCUCAACAUGGGCGAGGGGCCAAGCAUGGUCUGUCCUUGGUUAUGCACAAGCUUACAAUUGGACCAAGAACGAGGUAUUCCUCGACGCAGCUUGCGGUUCAGCAGAGUACUUCCUUUACAGGUUGGAUACAUCUCCUUCAUGUGUCGAGGUUCAAGACAAAGACAAUCUGAAAGGACGAUAUGUGCCACUCUGGGACUUUGAUGCACCGAUUGAAAACCCCCAGGAACCACUUCGGGAUUCAUCUUCAGGUGUCAUUGCGGCCAAUGGAAUGCUACUACUGUCGCAAUCACUUGUAGCCUUGGGCAGACACUCGUUAUCAGGUCGAUUCUUGAAAGCAGCCAUCAAGAUAAUCAGAGACACACUAGACGUUUCUCUAGCAACUGAGAAGGCCAAGUUUGUCGUUGAGAAUGAUGCUCUCAAAGUGGAGGAUGUACUAGCCAGACAGACAUUUGAUGCAAUUCUCAAACAUGGGACAGCUAAUAACAAUGAAAAUGCGAGGAGACGCUACAGCAACCAUGGUUUGGUAUACGGGGAUUACUAUCUAGUUGAGUUUGGGAAUUUACUUUUGAGUAUGGGAUUAGUUUAG